CUACUAACCCAAAUCCGAACAGGGAAAAUCGGGCUACGCGGCUUUUUCUUCCAACGCCGCCAACCCAUAUACCCACGACGGGACAUUGCCGCGGCCGAGGACCCGGGCAAGGCGCGGGUUCUAUUCAGGUGGUUUCUUAGGCUAAAUCGAUUACCGGAAUAUAGGGUAGCCGCACAGCUUUGGAAUGAACAGGAAAAAGAAGCGGAAGAGGGCGGC
Lasiosphaeria miniovina is the source of this 216-nucleotide messenger RNA. RefSeq lists its product as uncharacterized. NCBI's taxonomy places the organism in Eukaryota, Fungi, Ascomycota, Sordariomycetes, Sordariales, Lasiosphaeriaceae. The transcript has 2 exons. The annotation marks the transcript as partial. The record is from RefSeq and is a predicted model, not a curated record.